Hydatigera taeniaeformis is the source of this 315-nucleotide messenger RNA. Lineage: Eukaryota; Metazoa; Platyhelminthes; Cestoda; Cyclophyllidea; Taeniidae. The record is from the annotation of a GenBank genome assembly.
AUGACUCACGCCUCCCUAGUCGACGCCAGUGGUGCUGCCUUACUGGGUGGGUCAAGCAGUGGCAUUGGGCAGGAUCAGGCUCCUCGCCCUUCACGUGCCACUCCAAUUGGCGACUCCAAUUGGGCUGUAGGCAACAAGACACCUACCAACAAUCCCACCUCAAAUGCCAACAAAGAUGUCAUUAAUGUUCGUGCUCAGAGAAUUGGGGGACACAUUACAGCACCGCAACACGGUGGUAGCAAGCCACCACCACUACUCACUGCAAUGGGGAGCAUGGAGCAUUUGUUGGGGUUGGAAAGUGCUUAUGCUCAACUU